CAAAUAAUUGAGACGUAACAGAAAAUAAUUAUAAACAAAUUAACAAUUGGAUUGGAUCAAAUGUAAGAGUGCGAAUUUGGAUUAAUAAAGAUUGCUCUACUUAUUGCUUCCUUUUAGUAGAUUUUUGGCUUGUUGAAGGGAUUUCGGCAUCUUCUGGAUCGAAAUCUAUAAUUAUUGAUAGUUCCGGCUGAAUAAUUCCUGUUGACUGUUCAACCAUGCUUAAGUUACCUACUUGUUUGCAAUAUAAAAAGGCUUACAGUAAUAUAAGUACAAAUAUUUAAGCUGGCCGAUUAAAUUGUCUCUGCUAUGGAAUCGAUUCACCCAACAGCGAAGUUAAUGCAAGGCCUUCAAUUCGCUGCUAGCAAGCACCGGACACAACGGCGCAAGGACAAUGAAACUCCCUACAUUAACCAUCCUAUUAAUGUGGCUACCAUUCUUGCUGUAGAAGGUGGCAUCUCUGAUGAAACUGUACUUAUUGCUGCUCUUUUGCACGACACUGUCGAGGAUACGGACACUACUUUUGAGGAGAUCGAAACACAAUUCGGUGCUGAAAUUUGUGGAAUUAUACGGGAGGUCACCGAUGAUAAGUCAUUGGAGAAACAAGAACGCAAGCGUUUGCAAAUCGAACAGGCGGCAACCUCAAGCAUAAAAGCAAAAUUGGUGAAGCUAGCUGAUAAAUUGGAUAAUCUACGUGAUUUAGACAGGAAACUGCCUAUCGGCUGGUCCUUGGAGCGUCAAGAACAAUACUAUGUUUGGGCUAAAAAAGUGGUGGAAAAUAUGCGUGGCACAAAUGCCGAGUUGGAGCGGAAAUUGGAUGAUAUUUUUAAACAGAAAAAUUUACUUUAAUUUCAUUUCAAGAAAGCAUUUUUCCACCACACUUUAAUUACAUUUUGUGGAUAAUAAGGAAACAAAAAAUGUUAAAUGAGUUAUGAACAUAUUUUCACACGCACAUCUUCAUAUAUAAAAAUGUGUGUGCAUUUAAUAUUGUUGCUAAACGGGAGCUUUUAAAGCUAUUUGUAGAAAUCGUUACAAUCUUAAUGCUUAAAUAAAUAUAGUACAUUUCAAAAAUUAA
Messenger RNA from Anastrepha ludens (Mexican fruit fly), 1072 nucleotides. It is a transcript of the gene Mesh1, whose product is annotated as guanosine-3',5'-bis(diphosphate) 3'-pyrophosphohydrolase MESH1. The transcript has 3 exons. The record is from RefSeq and is a predicted model, not a curated record. The coding region runs from base 307 to 846 and encodes 179 amino acids. Gene Ontology annotation, molecular function: guanosine-3',5'-bis(diphosphate) 3'-diphosphatase activity. Lineage: Eukaryota; Metazoa; Arthropoda; Insecta; Diptera; Tephritidae.